ACGAAUUCGGUUACUUUGUACUUUGAGCGGGAGAGAAAGUGGCUCGGCGUGUUGGUGGAAGCCAAUGAAGCCAAACAUCGGAUGAGCCUCGCCAAGAACAGGCAGUGCCACAUGUGGAACUUCAGAAUUGUGUUUGAUGACGAGGCGCGUCAUUUUUCUGAAGACAGCAUUAAAACGCAGCAAUUAUUCGAUAUGAUCAACCGGACUUCCAUAGACCUCCUCAGCCUCAACCUUCACGGUCAAGAGCUGGACCUGCUCAAGGCCAUCGAUUUCGUCAGGUAUCACAUCCGGGUCGUUACCAUAGAGCUGCAGAGUGACGUCAGCAGUGAGACAUACCAGGAGAUCAAGGAGACUCUGGAGUCACAGGGCUACGGCGUGGCACAUCAUGUUGUGAAUAGUUUCCAAGGGAAGAAAGAUGUGAUAUUUGAGAAAUUGUAG
Molecule: messenger RNA, 438 nt
Organism: Candidula unifasciata
Lineage: Eukaryota; Metazoa; Mollusca; Gastropoda; Stylommatophora; Geomitridae
Source: the annotation of a GenBank genome assembly